Nematostella vectensis (starlet sea anemone) is the source of this 4555-nucleotide messenger RNA. Its product is annotated as histone-lysine N-methyltransferase SETD2. Gene Ontology annotation, biological process: regulation of DNA-templated transcription. Gene Ontology annotation, molecular function: histone H3K36 methyltransferase activity; protein binding. Lineage: Eukaryota; Metazoa; Cnidaria; Anthozoa; Actiniaria; Edwardsiidae. Bases 317 to 3799 code for a protein of 1160 amino acids. The record is from RefSeq and is a predicted model, not a curated record. Gene Ontology annotation, cellular component: nucleus; chromosome. The transcript has 24 exons.
AAUGCAAAUGAGAACUAGCGUGAAGGUUCGACUGCAUCGAGGAAAUGGCGGAUGGAGGGCAUUCGAUGCGCGCUUUACGAUGGAAAUUCGAAUUACGCUGCUAAAUCGACAGCACAACGGAUUCUUGGAUGGAAGGGGUGUCGUUUUUGAUAAACAACCUUUCGAUCACGUGGUAAAACAAAGUUGCUCGAGAAACAGCGAGACCUAGCCGGUUCGCGUGCUUUGUUUGGGUUCUAAACGAGGCAAAGAUUGGGACGAAAUUGUGCGAGCUUUGUUGAGCUGCAAUCUCUAAUUACCUGCGCAAAACAGCAAAAAUAUGAAGUCGGAUAGUUCAGAGAGAUCUGAGAGCUGUGGGGAAGAGGAAAGCAGUGAUGAGGAGGUACAGGCUCAAGAAGAACAAAUCAUAUCAUCAACCGAAGAAGACCAACCACCAUAUUAUGAAAAUGUUAUGGAGAAUAUUUAUUUAAUAAAUAGAAAAAAGAGGAUAAACAAAGAAGUGAGAAAGAUGACUUGUGAAUGUUAUCCAGAGCCAGACAAUCCAGAUUUUGUUGGGUGUGGUGAAGAUUGCUUAAAUAGAUUAUUGAUGAUAGAAUGUAACCAUAGAUGUCCAUGUGGGGAUCUGUGUACUAAUAGAAGGUUUCAGGAGGGCUGUAAAAUUAAAGUUGAAGUUUUCAAGACAGAGAAGAAAGGCUGGGGUGUUAAAACCCUUGAAGAUUUAGAACAGAACCAGUUUGUUAUUGAGUACUGUGGUGAGGUGAUGAACUAUCGGGAUUUCCAGAGUAGAGCUCAGCGUUAUGACAGACAGAAGCGACGGCACUACUAUUUUAUGACAUUAAGAGCUGAUGAGAUAAUUGAUGCUACGUUGAAAGGAAGUAUAUCACGCUUCAUAAAUCAUAGUUGUGAACCAAACUGUGUAACUCAAAAGUGGACUGUCAAUGGUUUAUUGAGGAUCGGAUUCUUUACAUUACGAACAAUAAAAGCUGGAGAAGAACUUACUUUUGACUACCAACUGCAAAGAUAUGGAAAAAUUGCGCAGACCUGUUACUGUGAGUCUCCAAGCUGUCGGGGAAUUAUUGGUGGUGAAAAACACACCCCUUUGAAAACUACUGUGGAAAAAAUUGCAACUCCAUCUGCAAAUUCACCAAGAAGAAAGAAGAAGAGAAAUAUUGCAUCUGACUUUGAGGAUGUGACGCUUGAAGAUGAAUUGGAAAGACUAAUUGGUGACCAUCGUGGUAUGACUGUCAGUGACCAAGCACUGAAACUAUCCCGAUUGAUGGUUAGGGCAGAGGAUAUGCCACAAAGAAUCAUGCUUCUUAGAGUGCUUCAGAACACCACAGACCAGUCAUGUCUCAAGGCCUUCCUCAGAUACCAAGGAUUAUCUUUGCUAUGGAGUUGGAUGGUUGAUGCCGGGGCCAAGCCAAGUAGCAAACUGCAGCUAGAGCUACUUGCGACCCUCAAGUAUUUGCCUGUGAGCAGUAAAAACCAACUUGAAGACAGUAAAGUUAUGCGAGUUGUAAACAAAUGGGCAAUAGCGGUAGAGGAAGUACCAUCCUCGUGCAGUAGCAGUCAAGAGGAGAGCAACAUUGAUGAUGUAGACAGGACAUUGACUCAAGAGGAUGUUGAUGAAAACCAAGCUAAAGAUAAACAAAACCUUAAUCGCCAACUCUCAGAUAAUAGCAGCAAGGAUGAGGAAGAAGCUGAGGGAGGGAGCCCAGAAAGCAAAUGUGAGGAAACAAAGAGUAAAGAUGGUGGCAAAUCACCAGACGAGCUGUCAGAAGAUGAUAGCAAAUCUGCAGAGGAAGAUCCAAUUGCAUCUACUGAUGAGAGUAUUAACUCUAUGGCGAACGAGCUGUUGAAGCAGUGGAGCACAUUAAAGGAAAUCUACAGGAUACCCAAGAAAACACCUGUCAAGAAGAAAGCUGAAGUUGUUGUUGCUACAAGCAGUACAGGGACAUCAGGUCUCACUUCAUCUAUUGAAAGAGAACUAAGGAUGAAGAUGGGGAGAUGUAGUCUGAACAGGUGGCCAGAACCACAGAUAGAGAGAGGAAAGCAGAGAAAAACCCACAGGAUGAUAAAACAUACAAAAUCAAGGUCAAAUCAUAUGUGUAUACGUCAGGCAGAUAGUUCUUUUCCAAGCCUGCCAGAUUCCUCAGUAAAAGUUGAAGCGGAGCCAGUGAUGACAUAUAAGGAAGAGACAUCUAAUACCCUGGCAGCUUUGAUGUCUAUCGACGUCCCACUUGUGUCCAAGGCAGAACCGUCGACUGGCUACGCAACGCCAGAACCGGUCAGCAAGGAAGAUCUAACAAGUGACGUUAUAGAGGGUAAAACAUCAGUUUCCAGCAGUGCCCAGGUGCCAUCAGGUGCAGAUGGUGACAUGAAUCAUAUACCAACUGUGGCGGCUGAUUGGGGAGAGAACCAAGUGUUUGGCUACAAUCAGCAAAUGGGGAAGGAAGAAGAGCUUGCUGUCGCCGAGAGUGAAGCCCAACGGAAUUCAAGAUCAAGAAAACAGGGCAAGAAGUCCAAGUGGUCCAAGCAGGGAUUCCAACCAUUUGCUUCUCAUGGUCCUCAAGUCAGUCAAGGGCCUGUAAGGCCAAGUUAUAAUGUCCCCUCUGGCCGACCGUGGCAAGAUCCAUCACUUCACUGGACAGGAUCGAUCUUGGACCAGCCUCAGGGAAUACCAUACUAUGGGCCUCAAGCAUCUGGCGGGGUGAUAUUCCAACAAGGACCCUAUCCUUCUCAUAUGCCAGCAAACGCACCGCCUCCAAACAUCCCAAUACAAGCAAACUUUCCCCGGAAUAUCCCUCCACCCAAUUACAUCCCUCCUACGCAACAAAUGUCAUUUCAGCAUUCGCCGUAUAACAGGCCUCCGCCCAAUGUCAUUCCUACUGGGAACAUGGUGAUUGAAGCAAGAUUCCAUGCUCAACAACAUGGUAUGCCACCACAGCCGAAUACCACCCACAUGCAGGCGCCUGGUCAAGUACCAUUUCCAGGAUAUGGAGCUCCUCAGGGUCAACAACAAAACCCCUACCCAUACAAAAUGGUGAUACAGUCACCAUCUGCCAUUCAACAGGACACGAUGCAGCCUAGGGACGCCAAGCACCCUGAGCCAGCGGCUACCCCGGAGAGCAUGGGGCCAGAGAGCAUCAUCAUCAACACAGAGCACCAUCACACACCUGCCAAGGUCAAGCCAAGGGCGCUCCCCCCGAACUGGAAAACUGCCACUGACCCACAAGGGAAGAUCUACUACUACCACACGUUGACAAGACGGACGCAGUGGGACCCGCCCACCCCUGAGAUUGUUGUUAGCCCUAGAAAGUUUACCACUGACAUGGAGAUGGACUCUGGAGACGAGGAGCCCCCUCUGAAAAAGAAGAAACCCAAGACGCCCUCCACACCCCCAGGGUCCCCUCCACGUAGCCCAACACUCGCGUACACCACCGCCCCUGCGGACACCACCGAAAACCAAUGCAACAUACUCUCCCCGCCUGGUCAGCACACGCACGGCGAGCCCAUGAGCGCUAAGCAGAAGAUAAAAGACGCAUUUAGAGUCAAAUUGUCGAAUGUGGUGGUGAAUUGUCUGAACCCCUACCACAAGGUAGACUGUAAACAAGGCCGCAUCACCAACGUCGAAGAUUUCAAGUAUUUGGCGCGAAAGCUGACACACGGCGUCAUGAUGAAGGAACUGCAACACGUCAAGUCUGCGGAAAGCCUUCAGUGCAACGACUCGGUCAAAGUCAAGACGAAAGAUUAUAUACGAAGCUAUAUGAAGAAAUUCGGCCCAGUCUACCAGCGGACAUGACCAUAGGGCACUUAGGAUUGUACAAAGUCUUAAUAUCUAGGUUUUAGAUUUUCAUGGACUCGAAGCGCGAUGCCCGAAUGGUCAGAAAUUCUAGCAGCUAUCUUAGGUUUUCGAUUUUACAUGUUGCAAUAAGGAGGUGCUUUAUGAAGAUUGAGAAAUUUUUAGAUCAUCAUUACAUAUUCACAUAAAAAGAUUACCUCCACAUCCCAAUUUUAAGAUUUUGAAACACUUCAAGUUAUUAUUAAGCGCUUAUGAAUUGCUGCUGUAUUGCACACUACAACUACGGGAUAUAUUCGUGAUUUAAGAGCGCCAUACCCUUUCACCGACACAGGCUUAUUAGCGGAAAAGUAUUAUUUAGAUUCAAGUACACCUGGUUACACUUUGAAUUUCCUACCGACUCGCAAAAUCAUUGGAGGAAUACGAUUGACGCCUUAUCGCAAUACUGUAUUUGUUCCUGCCUGUUAGGAAAAUCAGUGACGUACGUAAAGCUUUCAUUCAUUAUAAAGUGAACCUUAUGGGCCACUUUUACUUUUUACCUUUCUCGUGCCUUGUAUAUUGUACACAUUUUUAAAAAUCACAUUUUCAAUUUUCUUAAUAAAAAAAAACACUCGCCUUCCUUAUUUGUAAAGACAUGUACAUAGAUCUGAUCCUUUGUUUUAUGUAUUUCAAGUAAUCAGUUAUUUUGCCCCAACUUUUGUUUUGUAAGUGAUAGUAUUAUCUUAUGUGUACUUUUGAGAAAAUAAAUUCUUGAGUCUA